Molecule: messenger RNA, 1152 nt
Organism: Linum tenue
Lineage: Eukaryota; Viridiplantae; Streptophyta; Magnoliopsida; Malpighiales; Linaceae
Source: the annotation of a GenBank genome assembly
AUGAAAUUGACUCGGUUCUUCUUAUCGGAACCCCGCGUCAGCUCCUAUGCUUCACGACGGUGUAUCUAUUUCAGCAUAAACGCAGUUCAAAGAGUUCCCGAUCUCUGCGUCCCGAGGUCAGCCGCCACCUGUUCGACGAAAUGCCAGACUGAAGCCGAAGAGGAAGAAGUAGAAGAAGCACCGCCCAAGAACUCUGUAGAGGUUUUCAAGAGAUGGGGAUGCAAGGACAGCGAUUUGGCCAAGAUAUUCUCUCGCAGGCCGGCUCUGCGAAACGCCAGCGUCGCCCUCCUCCACUCCAAAUUAACUGUCCUCCAAAACCUGGGCUUAAACGCAUCCCACCUUGUUCAGAUCAUCAACUGCCGCCCGCAUUUCCUAAGCUACAGCAUGAACGGUUCCUUCAAUGAGCGCAUGGAAUACUUCGCGGAGUUGUUUGGGUCAAAGGAGAUGGUUCUUAAAGCCAUCGUGGGGAAUCCCUCCUUGUUGAGAUACGACCUCCACAACAAGAUCAAACCCGUGGUCGCGUUGUACGAUUCCAUGGGUGUGAACAAACAAAGCUUCGCCCAAAUGCUCAUGUCUCGUCCUGCAUUAAUCGCGAGAACACAAUUCGACGACGAGAAGAUGGAGUUCAUCCACAAAACCGGGGUCCCCCAAAGCUCGAAGCUUUACAAGUACAUAGUCACAAUCGUGGGCAUUUCGAAAACAGAGACUCUGCUUGGCAAAGUUGCCAACUUGGAGAAGUUCGGGUUUCAAGAAGAAGAAGUCUGGCAACUCGUGGGGCGUUCGCCUUAUCUGUUGACGUUGGCUGUCGAUAAGGUCCAGCGGAACAUGACUUACGUUGUGGGCACGUUGAAGCUUCCGGCGAGUGUUGUACUGAGUUACCCUGCGUUGAUCUAUGCUAGCCUGGAGGCGGUCAUGAAACCUCGAGUUCUGCUUGCUGGGAAGAUAGACGAGAUGGGUCUCCAGCCAAAGAUCGAAGGGCCGUCACUGUUGAAGGCCAUCAAGAUGAGCGAGAAGAGAAUGAUCAAGGUGUUUAUUUCGUGUCAUCCUGAGGAUGUUGCCAAGGAGCUGAUGGAGUAUUAUGAGAAGGCCAAAGGGCUGAAGAGAUUAGCUCAGGCAUCGAGAAAGGCUGUGAAUCGGUGGUUCCCGUUUUGA